Messenger RNA from Anastrepha ludens (Mexican fruit fly), 1259 nucleotides. Its product is annotated as putative nuclease HARBI1. The transcript has 5 exons. The record is from RefSeq and is a predicted model, not a curated record. The coding region runs from base 74 to 1138 and encodes 354 amino acids. NCBI's taxonomy places the organism in Eukaryota, Metazoa, Arthropoda, Insecta, Diptera, Tephritidae.
UACUUUCAGGUCACAAUAGUUGUGGAACUGUCAAAACAUCACAAAUGGUGUGCAAAUUAAACAAAAUUUAAAUAUGGAUCCGAGUUUGCUGUUUUACUUAAGCUCUAGUGAAAGUGAGGAGAACGAAAAAAUUAUACGGAGACAGCUUAGAGAAAGGAGUAAUCCCCUGGCUUUAUCAAACAGAGUUUUCUUAAAACGGUUUCGUUUAACCAAAGAGGCUUUCAAAUAUGUACUGCAGAGCUUAAAUUUAAAGCAGACGGAUGCAAAAGCUGUGGCUCCAGUGAUACAAUUAGCUGCCACUCUUUCUCUUCUGGCAAGCGGAGGUUAUCAACAUAGCAUUAGCAGUGACUACUUAGUUGGCAUGAGCCAAAGCACUUUCUCGAAGUUGACUUCCCAUGUCCUCCUCGAGAUGGAAAACAAGUUGUGUCCACAGCACGUACAAUUUGACCCAGGAGAUUCGUCUAGAUGCAAAAAGUGGUUUGCGGAUAAAUAUAAAAUAGAUGGAGUCAUCGGUUGCGUUGAUGGCACGCAUAUUAGAUUGCAAAAACCCUCAGCGGACGAUAAUAUGUACCUCAAUCGGAGAGGGCACCAUAGCAUCAAUGCUAUGAUAAUUUGCGAUCACACUUACAAAAUCUUGGCAAUCAACUGUCAAUUCGGUGGUGCAGCUCAUGAUUCCUUCGUGUGGAAGCAUUCAGACCAAAGGCGAGUUUUGAAAGAACGAUUUGAGCGUAACAGACAGGAGAAUUCAUAUCUAUUAGGAGACUCGGAAUAUCCACUUGAACCGUGGUGUAUAACCCCUUACAAGAAUCCUUUGGAUGGCUCAAGCGAAUGUAUGUUUAACGAUGUUCACUCCAAGGCAAGACGUGUCAUUGAACGAACUAUUGUUAUUUUAAAAAGACGCUGGAGAAUAUUAGAGUACGGCAAAAAAGGAAGAUACCAUUUUACAAAAGUGGCAAGAUUUGCCAAUGUGUGUGCAGCGCUACACAAUAUCUGUAUACAGUUUAAAAUUAAUUACAAUCCUCGUAACUACGAAUCCGACCAAAUGACCGAAGUUGAGGCUAGUGAAUCAAAUAAAUUCACUGCAAUUGGUCAAACAAUAAGAGACCAAAUAAAGCACUCGCUUUUAGAAUUUACCUAAAUUUCAAAUUGGUAUGCAUACACACAUAUAAGUACUUUUAAAGCUGUAAAUAUUAGCAAUAAUUAAAAAACAGAAUUUGGACAGUACCAUUACAAUAUUUCAUUUCAUUUCAUUUCAUUUA